Molecule: messenger RNA, 2527 nt
Organism: Zea mays
Lineage: Eukaryota; Viridiplantae; Streptophyta; Magnoliopsida; Poales; Poaceae
Exons: 9
Coding region: 1111-2364 (417 amino acids)
Biological process (GO): L-tryptophan biosynthetic process
Cellular component (GO): cytoplasm
Molecular function (GO): L-serine hydro-lyase (adding indole, L-tryptophan-forming) activity; pyridoxal phosphate binding; tryptophan synthase activity
Source: RefSeq, a predicted model, not a curated record
GGGCGAACGAAGGCGCGGGGCAGCUCCGCAGGCCGCAGCUGAGGGGGAGGGGAUCCGCGACGUGGACAUGCUGCUCGGGCCUCGGUGGUCACUCGAACUGGAUCGCUGUGUCCACCUCUGAUCUCUUCAUCCUCGGGUCGGGACUCCUCUGUCUCCUUGCCCUGUCCCCAAACAACCUCUGAAUAAAGGGAGGCGGACAGAGGCAGGCAGGAAGGCACUCACUUCUCCAGGAGCCCGGAGUCGGCAGCAAGAGAGAAUGGCCGCCGACGCCGCCGCCGCCGCCACCCUUCGUACUGCUCUCUCCCAAGCAACAGGGCAAGAGCAGAGAGCUUCACUGCUGUGCACACCGAAGCACCGAGUUGCUGCCAGCAGGAGAAGCUUGAGAUUCACCACUAGGGCCAGCUCGAAUGCGGGCGCCAGUGUGAGCAUCCCUAAGCAAUGGUAUAACCUCAUCGCCGACCUGCCGGUGAAGCCACCGCCACCGCUGCACCCGCAGACACACCAGCCUCUGAAUCCCAGCGACCUCUCCCCUCUGUUCCCCGACGAGCUGAUCAGGCAGGAUGUUAGCGGCAGAUAGUGGAGAUAGAUCCGAGACAGGAAUUGGAGGUAGGAAGCAGGAACUGGGGAUUCAGGAAGAUAGCAAGAGAUUCAUAGGAACAGAGGAAGCAGAGGUUAGAGACGAAGAAGAAGGUCUGGUGCUGUGGCAUGUUUAGUGCAAUCUUCAUUGCUUGCUGUCUUGCUGCAUUUAACACAGCACGAGCUUCAGAGAAUAGUCCAAGCCUAUCUGUGUUGCCAAGAGAUCUCAUCCAAGGUUUACGGCAAUGAACCAUUUCUAAAGCACAAAGACGUGAUGUCUUUAUCAAUUCAUCAGGAGAGCAAAUGGCGUCAACAGGUAAAUGACUUCUCUCAUCUUCUAUAAGUAUAAUGUUGAACAUUGCAGGUGUUGAAGCCAAUCCCACCUGUAGGAUAUCAUGUCCAGCAGCAGUGAUUCCAUGAGUGACUGCAUUCUGUAAUUUGUGUGCAUAAUUUCGUGAAUCAUGUCCAAUAUCGUGGCUGAGACAUUUGGUCGAACACUCGAGGGGCGAGCUGCUGCUGUCCGUCUUCAGCUUGAUGAUGGUGAAGUCGUGGAAGAAGUGUCCGUCGAACCUGCCAAAGGCGACCUUGGCACCAAUCAAGGAGGUCACCGACGAGCGGUUCGUCGACAUACCCGAGGAGGUCAUCGACGUGUACAAGCUCUGGCGCCCGACGCCCCUGAUCAGGGCCAGGAGGCUGGAGAAGCUGCUCGGCACGCCGGCGAAGAUCUACUACAAGUACGAGGGGACCAGCCCGGCGGGGUCGCACAAGCCCAACACCGCCGUGCCGCAGGCGUGGUACAACGCCGCGGCGGGGGUGAAGAACGUGGUCACCGAGACCGGCGCCGGCCAGUGGGGCAGCGCGCUGUCCUUCGCCAGCAGCCUCUUCGGCCUCAACUGCGAGGUAUGGCAGGUGCGCGCGUCGUUCGACCAGAAGCCGUACCGGAGGCUGAUGAUGGAGACGUGGGGCGCCAAGGUGCACCCGUCGCCGUCGACGGCGACGGAGGCCGGCAAGAGGAUCCUUGAGGCGGACCCGUCCAGCCCGGGCAGCCUCGGGAUUGCCAUCUCCGAGGCGGUGGAGGUGGCGGCCACCAGCGCCGACACCAAGUACUGCCUGGGCAGCGUGCUCAACCACGUCCUGCUCCACCAGACCGUCAUCGGGGAGGAGUGCCUGGAGCAGCUGGCGGCGCUCGGCGAGACGCCCGACGUCGUCAUCGGCUGCACCGGCGGCGGGUCCAACUUCGGCGGGCUCGCGUUCCCGUUCUUGCGCGAGAAGCUGCGCGGCAAGAUGAGCCCCGCGUUCAGGGCCGUGGAGCCCGCCGCGUGCCCCACGCUCACCAAGGGCGUCUACGCGUACGACUUCGGCGACACGGCCGGGCUCACGCCGCUGAUGAAGAUGCACACCCUCGGCCACGGCUUCGUCCCCGACCCGAUCCAUGCAGGUGGGCUUCGGUACCAUGGAAUGGCACCUCUGAUCUCGCACGUGUACGAGCUGGGCUUCAUGGAUGCCGUUGCUAUACAGCAGACUGAAUGCUUCCAAGCUGCCUUGCAAUUCGCCAGGACGGAGGGCAUCAUCCCGGCGCCGGAGCCGACGCACGCAAUCGCCGCGGCGAUCAGGGAGGCGCUGGAGUGCAAGCGGACCGGGGAGGAGAAGGUCAUCCUGAUGGCCAUGUGCGGGCACGGACAUUUCGACCUCGCCGCGUACGAGAAGUACCUGAGGGGAGACAUGGUCGAUCUCUCGCACCCGGCGGACAAGCUGGAGGCCUCCCUCGCUGCCGUGCCCAAAGUCUGACGGCGUUGGAGCCAACAGCACAUGCGACUGGAAUGGGACGAAUAAUCCAUUGAUAUCGGCUUCUUGAAUCUUGUGGUCAUCCAUCGCCCAUCGGCAGUGGGAUACUUGUGUUCCUUAUGAAAUGAAUGAAUAAAAUUUCAAUAAAAGCAUUAAUUUUAUCAUA